AGUUGAUUGAAAAGGAAAAGGAAGAGAAACACAAAGGAAAAUAUGGUUUGUCGGAAGACCCAAUCAGUCGCCCCUUUUCCCAGUCUCCCGACACUCCUUUCAUUUUCGCAAUGUUUUAAGCCCACCAAAUAACUCCAACUACACCCGCCUCACUUCCUCCGCCCGACGCCUACGCCGCCUCCCAUACCGCCGUUAAUGCCGGAAAGAUCUCCCCUUUCCUCUGGCUCGAGCUGUCCAUCAGAGCUCUCACUCUCUUUGUUCGUCUCUGCUUGAUAAAAGCUGCUUUACAUCUGGCUUGGUUCUUGGCCAUUUUUGGCAAGUUCCCACAUAUCAAAUUGCUGUGAGUUGGACCUAAAGAAAAAAGGCACAUACAUAUGGAUAAUCAUCAUAGCACUAAAGAAAAUGGAGGGAUGAAGAAAGUCAGUUCCCAUUGUUCAAUCUCAGAGAUAGAUGACUUCGAUCUAUCAAAGCUUCUUGACAAGCCAAGGCUGAACAUAGAGAGGCAGAGAUCCUUUGAUGAGAGAUCACUUAGUGAGUUGUCCAUUGGACUUCCAAGAGGACACCUAGACAAUAAUUAUGAAAACUACUCUUCUCCAGGCAGGUCCGUACUGGACACACCUGCUUCGUCAGCCCGAAACUCUUUUGAACCUCACCCGAUGGUGGCCGAGGCAUGGGAUGCCCUACGCCGGUCAUUAGUCCAUUUUAGAGGUCACCCAGUUGGCACCAUUGCUGCCAAUGAUCAUGCUGGAGAAGAGGUCCUAAAUUAUGAUCAGGUUUUCGUUCGUGAUUUUGUACCUAGUGCCCUGGCCUUCCUAAUGAAUGGUGAACCUGAAAUAGUAAAAAACUUCCUUUUGAAAACACUUCUACUUCAAGGUUGGGAAAAGAAAGUUGAUAGAUUCAAACUUGGGGAAGGUGUUAUGCCAGCUAGUUUCAAAGUCCUUCAUGAUCCGGCACGCAAGACCGACACAAUAAUAGCAGAUUUUGGGGAAGCAGCCAUUGGAAGAGUAGCCCCGGUAGAUUCUGGAUUCUGGUGGAUUAUUCUUCUUCGUGCAUAUACAAAAUCUACAGGAGACUUAAGUCUGUCUGAAACGCCAGAAUGCCAAAAGGGUAUGAGGCUAAUAUUGUCAUUGUGUUUGUCGGAGGGGUUUGAUACGUUCCCCACUUUGCUAUGUGCUGAUGGAUGCUCAAUGAUAGAUAGAAGAAUGGGAAUUUACGGUUAUCCCAUUGAAAUCCAAGCCCUCUUCUUCAUGGCACUGAGGUGUGCAUUGGCAAUGUUAAAGCCAGACGGAGAAGGGAAAGAGUUCAUCGAGAGAAUUGUGAAACGCCUGCAUGCGUUGAGUUACCACAUGAGAAGUUACUUCUGGCUCGACUUCAAACAACUAAAUGACAUUUACCGCUACAAAACAGAAGAAUAUUCCCACACGGCGGUAAACAAGUUUAAUGUCAUCCCCGACUCAAUCCCUGAUUGGGUGUUCGACUUCAUGCCGACACGUGGUGGUUACUUCAUCGGUAAUGUUAGUCCAGCGAGGAUGGAUUUCAGGUGGUUUGCUUUGGGCAAUUGUGUUGCCAUCUUGUCUUCUCUUGCCACUCCCGAGCAAGCUUCUGCAAUUAUGGAUCUAAUAGAAGCGAGGUGGGAGGAAAUGGUUGGGGAAAUGCCUUUGAAGAUAUGUUAUCCGGCAUUGGAAACUCAUGAAUGGAGAAUCAUAACGGGCUGUGAUCCAAAAAAUACCAGAUGGAGUUACCACAAUGGUGGAUCAUGGCCAGUGCUCCUGUGGUUGCUAACGGCAGCAUGCAUCAAGACAGGACGGCCACAAAUUGCAAGACGAGCCAUUGACCUUGCCGAAACCAGGCUAUUGAAGGAUGGCUGGCCAGAGUAUUAUGAUGGAAAACUAGGAAGGUGCAUUGGAAAACAAGCCAGGAAGCAUCAGACGUGGUCCAUCGGUGGAUAUCUAGUAGCAAAGAUGCUGCUGGAGGAUCCUUCUCACUUGGGGAUGAUCUCUUUGGAAGAGGACAGGCAAAUGAAGCCUGUAAUCAAGAGGUCAUCCUCUUGGACUUGCUGAUAUAGAUUUAUAUGUAAGCAUGUGCCAACAAAACAAAAUAUGUUGUAGGGACAAAGAGGGAUCCAGAACAGACAAAUGAGGUGUGAACCUUUGUGUUUCUUGAAAAGUCUAAUGUUUGUAAAUGAAGAAUUGUAUGCUGCUCAAAUAAGAACCAUGUUCUGCUUUCAAUAGUUUGGUUUUUUCUACUUGGUUCUAUAUUUUGUACUCCGUAUAUUUUAAAGUUUGCUACAUUUUGCUUUUUGUGAUGCAUUUAAAAG
This is a messenger RNA of Cuscuta epithymum, 2317 nucleotides long. NCBI's taxonomy places the organism in Eukaryota, Viridiplantae, Streptophyta, Magnoliopsida, Solanales, Convolvulaceae. The record is from the annotation of a GenBank genome assembly.